This is a messenger RNA of Scleropages formosus (Asian bonytongue), 1538 nucleotides long. It is a transcript of the gene hyi, whose product is annotated as hydroxypyruvate isomerase. The record is from RefSeq and is a predicted model, not a curated record. The coding region runs from base 670 to 1512 and encodes 280 amino acids. Gene Ontology annotation, molecular function: hydroxypyruvate isomerase activity. Gene Ontology annotation, biological process: glyoxylate metabolic process. NCBI's taxonomy places the organism in Eukaryota, Metazoa, Chordata, Actinopteri, Osteoglossiformes, Osteoglossidae. The transcript is spliced from 8 exons.
AAUAAAUAAGCUGGAAAAAUAGGCUAUUGGCUGCAUGUGUGGUAGCAUUUAUGAUUUAAAUACUACAUGCUUGCAAUUAAAUAUUAAACACACUUGUCAAGCAUUCACGCUUAAUAACUUAAUACAGACAAAAAUUAUUACAACUCAGACGCGACUAACGGAUAUUUAAUCGAUUCGUGAUUUGAUCCCAGUGCGUUGGAGGUGUCGUAGUUAAUCUUUAAAUGUUAAAGGAUUUUCUUUAUCGGGAUACCAAUAAUUGUUUGCUUGGACACAAAACUCAGAUAUAACUGUGUACUUUAAGUGUGGUUUUACUUCGAUCGUUUCAGCUGAUGCAUUCACCGGCUCUCGUAACACACAGCGCUCCUCCCGCACGUUGGAACAGGAGGUCUGCGAAGUGCGCCCAACGGAACGGAGUCCACUAAUGACGUCACCGCGCUCCUCUGCCCGCGCGGCUGCCGCUGCUCGAGGCGAUAGCAAACAGCAACGGUUCAGGAUCCGGACUGUGACGGUGCAGAGCUUAGAAAAACAGUUUACGACACCUGCCUGGAUUUAUCACAGCCCUGUCUGUGACUUACACCAGUGUCUUGUUUCUUACUGCGGUAAACUUCGGUCGCCUGUUUGUUUGCACAUUUUCUCCCCCCCUCUAAGAACGUAGAAUCACCGUCGAAGAUGUCAUUGUCACCUUUAAAGUUUUGCGCAAAUGUGUCGUGGCUGUUUACGGAUCUGCCAAGUUUUGCGCAGCGAAUGCGCGCCGCUGCGGCCGCGGGCUUCCGGGCUGUGGAAGCGGCCUGGCUUUACGACUCGGAUCUCGAGGAGCUGCAGAAGACGAGGAAUGAAGCCGGCCUCGAGGUCGUGCUCCUCAACACCCCUCCGGGUGAUUUAAAAGCUGGCGAGCUGGGACUUGGUGCCGUUCCAGGAAGGGAGAGUGACUUCAGGCAGGGUUUGGAGGUGGCGGUGACCUUUUCGAAGGCCCUGGACUGCAGGAGGAUCCACUUGAUGGCUGGGAGGAUACCUGAAGGGAUUGAUCGAGGCGCUGCUGUCCAGGAGAUGGAAGCGACUUUUGUGGAGAAUUUGAAAUAUGCAGCAGAUGUCCUGUCAAAAGAAGAAAUUAUUGGCUUGAUUGAGCCAAUUAAUACCAGGGUAACAGAUCCACGGUAUUUUCUGGCCACACCACACCAAGCUGCUGCAAUUUUGCAGAAAGUUGGCAAGCCAAACAUCAAGUUGCAGAUGGUUUAUUUCAUGUGUUUUGCACAGGAUGUGUUCCACUGGCAAAUAAUGGAUGGGAACUUAACACAGAAUAUCCAGAAGUAUUUCCCUCUCAUUGGUCAUAUCCAGAUUGCUCAAAUUCCUGGUCGCAAUGAGCCGGACAGUCCGGGUGAAGUAAACUUUUCUUACCUUUUUGGACUGCUGGAAGAACUUGGAUACCAAGGUUACAUUGGUUGUGAAUACAAACCGAAGGGUUCCACUGAUGCUGGUUUAGGCUGGAUCAGAGAGUACUGGAGCAAGCACUAGUGACCAGCAAGAAUCCCAAAUUAGAG